Messenger RNA from Umbelopsis ramanniana AG, 678 nucleotides. RefSeq lists its product as uncharacterized. The record is from RefSeq and is a predicted model, not a curated record. NCBI's taxonomy places the organism in Eukaryota, Fungi, Mucoromycota, Umbelopsidomycetes, Umbelopsidales, Umbelopsidaceae. The coding region runs from base 1 to 678 and encodes 225 amino acids. Gene Ontology annotation, biological process: GPI anchor biosynthetic process. Gene Ontology annotation, cellular component: endoplasmic reticulum membrane. The transcript has a single exon.
AUGGCAACUCACAAUGUUGCUCCAUCUUCUUCAUUUCACCCUCACUUAUAUACCAACAUCACUUUCAAUCAUGCUCCGUCAAGAUUAGAUUGCAUAUUUGAUAUCAUUUACAUCAUUCCUCGUGAAGCGUUUGUCGAUAUCAACCAACUGAACGACUUGAAAAUCAGCAAGCAUGUCGUUGUCCUUAAUGAAACAGAUCUAGAAGCGCCGGUAGAAGUUGCUGUUCGAGGUGGAAAUGUAGUGGCCAUACGCUAUGAAGCAGACGACUACCUUAUGCUACUUGGCCAGCAAGUCAGCAUUGAUUUGCCGCUUCAUAUGCGGUAUCAAAAACCAGAUUCGCUGUGGACUCACCAAACCGUCACAAUACCCGUACCGAAAGUAGGCUGGACCUGUCUCAUUGAUCCUCCACAAAAGCCAUCCUCUAUACCACCAUUACCUUCUAUUGAUUUUCAUUUGGAACGAGACAGCCGAACCACCUUUGACGAAAUUGAAAGCACCGCUGUCGGCAACAUGACCGUCAGUGUCCCGGUGGGUCGAACCGAUGAUAUUUAUACCGUUCAAACAGGAACCUUCAUCACCGUCACUUUAGGCUCUCUGUGGAUAGCAUACUCUAUAUACCGAGCUGUCGUCAAACGGAAAAGAACGGAAGCAAAAGGCAAAAGAAGGAAAUCGGAAUAG